Molecule: messenger RNA, 2514 nt
Organism: Carassius auratus (goldfish)
Lineage: Eukaryota; Metazoa; Chordata; Actinopteri; Cypriniformes; Cyprinidae
Product: excitatory amino acid transporter 1-like
Exons: 10
Coding region: 237-1850 (537 amino acids)
Biological process (GO): L-aspartate import across plasma membrane; L-glutamate import across plasma membrane; D-aspartate import across plasma membrane
Cellular component (GO): plasma membrane
Molecular function (GO): glutamate:sodium symporter activity; neutral L-amino acid transmembrane transporter activity; L-glutamate transmembrane transporter activity
Source: RefSeq, a predicted model, not a curated record
GUUCUCCCCUGUCCUUCUCACUCACACCCUUCAUGCCUACAGUGUCGGUUCCUUCUAAACUCUUGCAACUUUCUUUCUAAGUACACACUUCUCUCCAGACUCUCAGCAUCGUAGAGGAUCUUCGGCAUAGGAAGGGUUGGACCGAAUCCUGUAUUUGAUUUAUCACCUGAAGCGGAGUGUUUCCUGUUGAUCGUCCAGCGGUGUGUGGUGUGUCCGGUGUGGCGCCUCCUCCAGGCAUGACUCAGAGUAACGGCGAGACGCGUCUGCAGCGCAGCCGAGUACAGCAGCUGCGGGACGGCAUCACAGAGCGCUCACAGCGGGCGCGCAACACCGUACAGAACAUCAGCACUGAUGACGUCAAAGGCUGCUUCAUGCGCAAUGCCUUCGUCAUCCUCACAAUCCUUGCCGUCAUCGUUGGUAUAAUUCUGGGAUUCGGACUGCGGCCGUAUAAGAUGUCCUAUCGACAGGUGAAGUACUUCUCCUUCCCCGGAGAGCUGCUGAUGAGAAUGCUGCAGAUGCUGGUGCUCCCCCUGCUGGUGUCCAGUUUAAUUACAGGUAUGGCUGCUCUGGACAGUCGAGCUUCAGGGAAGAUGGGUAUGAGAGCUGUAGUUUACUACACCACCACCACUAUCAUCGCUGUAUUCAUCGGGAUUGUCAUGGUGCUCAUCAUCCACCCGGGAAGAGGCUCUAAAGACGAAUUCACCAAACAGGAGAAGAUAGAACAAGUCAGUCCAGCAGAUGCCUUCCUUGAUCUCAUCAGAAACAUGUUUCCUCCUAAUUUAGUGCAAGCAUGUACGCAACAGUUUAAAACUCAAUAUGCCAAGCGAGUGGUCACAGUUAAAGUUCUGGUAAACGAGACAUUGUUCAGUUUGAAUAACGGGUCGCAGGAACUCAAACGUGAGGAGGUGAUACCAGUGCUGGGAACGGUUAAUGGCAUCAACGCGCUUGGACUCGUGGUCUUCUCCAUGUGCUUUGGCUUCAUCAUUGGGAACAUGAAGGAACAGGGUCAACCACUACGGGAUUUCUUUGACUGUCUUAAUGAAGCCAUCAUGAGGCUUGUUGCCAUUAUCAUGUGGUACGCUCCUCUCGGCAUACUGUUCCUGAUUGCUGGAAAAAUUGUUGAGAUGGAUGAUAUAUCAGAAAUGGGAGGCCAGUUGGGCAUGUACACCAUCACAGUCAUCAUUGGCCUAAUGAUACAUGCAAUCAUCGUACUGCCUUCGCUUUACUUCCUUGUGACACGUAAAAAUCCAUUCGUGUUCAUCGCUGGACUUCUGCAAGCCCUGGUCACUGCACUAGGUACCUCAUCCAGCUCUGCCACCCUGCCCAUCACCUUCAGGUGUCUAGAGGAAAAUAACCAUGUGGAUAAACGUGUAACCCGUUUUGUGCUGCCUGUUGGAGCGACAAUAAACAUGGAUGGCACUGCUCUGUACGAGGCUCUGGCUGCCAUCUUCAUUGCACAAGUCAAUGACAUGGAUUUGAACUUUGGAGAGAUCCUGACCAUCAGCAUCACAGCAACAGCAGCCAGCAUUGGUGCAGCUGGGAUCCCUCAGGCUGGCCUGGUUACAAUGGUGAUAGUGCUGACCUCUGUAGGACUGCCCACUGAUGACAUCACUCUAAUCAUCGCUGUUGAUUGGUUCCUAGAUCGGCUGCGCACCACCACUAAUGUUUUGGGCGACUCCAUUGGGGCUGGCAUCGUGGAGCACCUGUCACGUCACGAGCUGCAUGCUACUGACCCCGAGAUCGGAAACUCCGUAGUGGAGGAGAUCGAAACUAAGAAAUCAUAUCAGCUCAUUUCUCAGGAGAGCGAUUGUGAUAAUGCCAAGAUCCGUGACAGUGAGACCAAAAUGUAACCGCCUGUUUCCUGGUGAAAAACUGGAGUUUUGGUACCAAUACUAGUGACUUAGUCAGACACUAGUCUGAUAUUCAUCUCAAAUCUUUUUAUAUGCCUGUGAAAGACAUCCAAAUGUGUUGAUGUUCAAGCAGAGAUGGACAUGUGUGGUCCACUGUUGUCAUCUUUGAAUUGUUUUAUUGUAAUGGAAUAGAUUUGAUUUCAUUAGACAAAAUGUGAUUAAUUUUCUAGAUGCAGGUUUGUUUUUAUUAAUUCAAGAGAAACUGAAAGUCAUUAUGGAAAUCAUUUGUUCACAAUGCUUCUAAUUGUGCUGGGACAAUAAACUGAUUUUGAAUAAACAAAAUGAUUCCAAAGGAUUUAAAAAAAGAAGUAAAAGGUAAAAAUAAGCUUUUUUCAACUGGUUAUAAACCACAUGGGAUGUCUUGGCAGCCUAUGUUGGAAAUUGAGGCUGUGAGUCCAGAAACAUCAGUAUAGUGCAGUAAAUGUUUCCAUUUUACACAGUUACAGCAGCCUUUAUCUGUAAAAUAAGCUGGAAUCUGUGAAGUCACUCAGACCAUGCAUGAUUUGUUUUUGAAAACAAGUCAUUAAACUGAUGUAAUCAUCUUAUUUCAAGACUUUUAUAGAUGACUGUCAGUUUGAACAAAAUAAAGAAAUAUAGAAAUACC